Nymphalis io (European peacock) is the source of this 1270-nucleotide messenger RNA. Its product is annotated as probable RNA-binding protein 18. Bases 234 to 818 code for a protein of 194 amino acids. Gene Ontology annotation, molecular function: RNA binding. Gene Ontology annotation, cellular component: ribonucleoprotein complex. Lineage: Eukaryota; Metazoa; Arthropoda; Insecta; Lepidoptera; Nymphalidae. The transcript has 4 exons. The record is from RefSeq and is a predicted model, not a curated record.
AAUUUACAAUUUACACAAUCGCAUUUGGAAGCAUCUCGAUUGUUCUGAUAUGGAUUCAUAAUCACAAAAUAUAAUUUUACGUAGAGCCUGUAUUAUAUUCUAAAUGAUAGAUAUUUUAAAGUGAAAUUUAUAGUUUAAAAAAAGUUAUUUUCGUUGCGAUUUAAAUUUUGAGAAUGUGUUUAUUUUCUUGCCGUUAACGUUGUUAGAAAUUCUUUUAGGACGAAAAUAUCACUAUGGAAGACGUUACAGUACCUUUAUAUUUGGAGCCAGUGCAGCAAAGAGAGGCUUGCGACAAAAGACUUUGGAUAGGCAAUUUGGAUCUUAGAGUUAAUGAGUAUCAAUUACUCAAAAUGGUCCGCGUGUAUGGCAACAUCGAGAAGUUUGAUAUGCUGUUCCACCGUAGCGGCCCAAAUGCUGGGCAGCCACGGGGUUUUGCUUUUGUCACAUAUAAGUUGAAACAAGAUGCAAUAAAUGCAAUGAAUUCAUUAAAUGGUCAGCUUCUCGGAAUGAAGAGGAUUUCAGUAAAGUUUGCCAAAAAUACAUCUGAUGACCAAGACAAGCCGAAACCUGAACUCGGAAUAGCGGCUCUAAGUGGAGUGAAAACUGAGCUUAAACUUAGCAAAAAAACAGCUAUUCAGUCUAUUGAAGCAAAGCUCAAGAUGAUGGAAAACAUGAAAGCAGGAGAUGAUUUUGUUAUUAAUAAGCUAGCAGCAAACGAGACACCAAUCAUUGCUCAAUAUCAAUCAAAGCAACAUCAGCCACCAAACAAAACUAUAACUUCUUUUAAAAGACGACAUCCUUAUCAUAAAAAGAGAUAAUUGUGUUAUUUAUUCACUAAUAAAAAACCUUAAUACGUAGGGAUUGCUUAUAGGUUUUUUAUUUGUGAAUAAUUAACAUUAUUCAAAAAAAUUCUUGUUAUUCUCGAAUAUUGCUUAAUAAGAACAACUUAACGAAAUAAAGGCUUUUCCAAUUACAUACUCAAUAGAAUUUAAGAUAUUGUAAUUGGGUUUUUAUACCCAAUGCAAUUAGUUUUAAAUAAUUUUAACUUAGUAAAUGUUUUCAAAUUUUGUAAGUUUUUUUUAAGUCUUAAGCCAGUUGUUGAAAUUUGUACAAAUGUUUGAGUGGAUUAGUUUAGCUCUUUUUAGUGAAUUGUGAUGUUUACAGUAUUUAAUUAUUUUUUAUAUUAGAAUAAUUCUGAUAUUAAUUAAAACACCCCUGGUGUUCGCUAGCUAGAUUUUCAAUGUGUAAAAUAAUAAUAUUUUGUGCCUGU